GACGGAAACACUUCACCUGAGAAGAACACGAAGAACUGAGAGGAACCCAGAGGAACCCAGAGGACAUUUCUGUGCAGCGAUGAUCCACCUGCUACUGCGCAGACUCCCGCCGGGAACACACCGGAAGUCUACGCACGGUGCUCACCGGAAGUCUUGAUGGCGGGUAACUUGACAGCCCUAACGCGUCACGUGUCCACAUCAAAUCAGACAAUAAACAUCUUUGCACAUGGAGGCUCAUUAACAGGAAACAAGCGGAGUCGUGUGAUUUAACUGCAGCUGUGGAAACAUCUGGGUGAAGGAGAAGGAGGAAACAUGCCGGAAAUAAAAGUAACUCCACUUGGUGCUGGACAGGAUGUUGGUCGCAGCUGCAUCCUCGUGUCCAUCGGGGGUAAAAACAUCAUGUUGGACUGUGGGAUGCACAUGGGAUACAACGAUGAUAGACGUUUUCCAGACUUUUCCUACAUAACCCAGAAUGGACGUCUGACAGAGUUCCUGGACUGUGUGAUCAUCAGCCAUUUCCACCUGGACCACUGUGGCGCUCUGCCCUUCAUGAGCGAGAUGGUGGGCUACGAUGGCCCCAUCUACAUGACCCACCCCACCAAGGCCAUCUGUCCCAUUCUGCUAGAGGACUUCCGCAAGAUCACAGUGGACAAAAAGGGAGAAACCAACUUCUUCACCUCGCAGAUGAUCAAAGACUGCAUGAAGAAGGUGGUGCCGUUGAACCUGCAUCAGACUGUCCAGGUGGAUGACGAGCUGGAGAUCAAGGCGUACUAUGCAGGCCACGUCCUGGGAGCUGCCAUGGUGCAGAUCAAAGUGGGAUCAGAGUCUGUCGUCUACACUGGAGACUAUAACAUGACGCCCGACAGGCAUUUAGGUGCGGCGUGGAUCGAUAAGUGCCGUCCAGACGUCCUCAUCUCCGAGUCUACGUACGCCACCACCAUCCGAGACUCCAAGAGGUGCAGGGAGAGGGACUUUCUGAAGAAAGUGCAUGAAUCCAUAGAAAGAGGAGGAAAGGUCCUUAUCCCUGUUUUUGCUCUUGGAAGAGCUCAGGAACUCUGUAUCCUGCUGGAAACAUUUUGGGAGAGAAUGAACCUCAAGGCCCCGAUCUACUUCUCCACUGGGCUGACGGAGAAAGCCAAUCACUACUACAAGCUCUUCAUAACGUGGACCAACCAGAAGAUUCGAAAAACCUUCGUACAGAGGAACAUGUUUGAGUUCAAGCACAUCAAGGCCUUCGAUCGCUCCUACGCUGAUAAUCCUGGACCGAUGGUGGUGUUCGCCACUCCGGGUAUGCUGCACGCUGGCCAGUCUCUGCAGAUCUUCAAGAAAUGGGCUGGCAAUGAGAAGAACAUGGUCAUCAUGCCCGGGUAUUGUGUACAAGGAACAAUCGGCCAUAAGAUCCUAAAUGGGCAGAGGAAGCUGGAGAUGGAAGGCAGAUCAACGUUGGACGUGAAGCUGCAGGUGGAGUACAUGUCCUUCAGUGCCCACGCUGACGCUAAAGGCAUCAUGCAGCUCAUUCGAAUGGCAGAGCCCCGCAACGUGCUGCUGGUGCACGGGGAGGCCGCCAAGAUGGGGUUCCUUAAGGGCAAGAUCGAACAGGAGUUCAGCAUAGACUGUUACAUGCCCGCUAACGGGGAGACGGUGACUGUGACAACAAACCCCAGCGUGCCCGUGGACAUCUCACUCAACCUGCUCAAGAGGGAGAUGGCGCUCGGAGGUCCUCUGCCUGAUCCCAAAAAGCCUCGCACCAUGCACGGAACCUUGAUCAUGAAAGAAAACAGUCUGAAGCUGGUGUCGUCAGAACAGGCGCUGAAGGAGCUCGGCCUCAACGAGCAUCAGUUGCGCUUCACCUGCCGCGUGCAGCUCCAGGACCCGCACAGCGACCCCGACACACUCCACAGGAUCUACACGCACCUCAAAAGCGUGUUAAAAGGUUACACCAUCCAGCACCUCCCUGACGGCACCGUCAUGGUGGAGUCCAUCGUCAUCAAAGUGUCGUCGUCCGCUGAGGACACCAACACCAAGGUCCUUCUGCUUUCCUGGAGUUACCAGGACGAAGAACUGGGCAGUUUCCUCUCGACUCUGCUGAAGAAGGGGCUUCCAGCUGGAAUCUGCUGAAAUCCCUUUUGGCCCAAAACCAUAAACAUUUGAAGCUCCACCAUUCAUUGGAUCCUGGAUUCUCUGGAAUAGGCUACAAACUUCUUACCAGUGCUGAUAACUUCAAAUUACAGCAGACAUCAACAACAUCAAGGCUGUAUUCCCCCCCGUUCUCCUGUUGUGAUCGUGAAUCUUAAAUAUAUUUGUUAAAAUUUGGAAGGA
This is a messenger RNA of Hippoglossus stenolepis (Pacific halibut), 2319 nucleotides long. It is a transcript of the gene ints11, whose product is annotated as integrator complex subunit 11. Gene Ontology annotation, cellular component: nucleus. Lineage: Eukaryota; Metazoa; Chordata; Actinopteri; Pleuronectiformes; Pleuronectidae. Gene Ontology annotation, biological process: snRNA processing. The coding region runs from base 313 to 2118 and encodes 601 amino acids. The record is from RefSeq and is a predicted model, not a curated record. The transcript is spliced from 18 exons.